This is a messenger RNA of Carlito syrichta (Philippine tarsier), 1229 nucleotides long. RefSeq names its product mitochondrial genome maintenance exonuclease 1 (gene MGME1). The transcript is spliced from 5 exons. The record is from RefSeq and is a predicted model, not a curated record. Gene Ontology annotation, biological process: mitochondrial DNA replication. Bases 100 to 1143 code for a protein of 347 amino acids. Lineage: Eukaryota; Metazoa; Chordata; Mammalia; Primates; Tarsiidae. Gene Ontology annotation, cellular component: mitochondrion. Gene Ontology annotation, molecular function: single-stranded DNA exodeoxyribonuclease activity.
AAAAAAAAAGUGCUGGGCCUUCUGAUCUCGGAAUACAAAGACGAAAAAGGCCCCCAACCCUGCAGAUAGACCAGAGAGAAGUGAAAAAAUAAUCUGAAGAUGAAGGCUUUCCAGGCCGGCUGCAAGUUGCUCCGAAGUUCCCAGAGCUUUUCUGUGGGAUCCGCCUCCCUGAUGGAUUUCUCGACUUCGCCUUAUUCAUGUGGCCGGAAGAAAAAAGUGAACCCGUACGAAGAAGUGGACCAGGAAAAAUAUUCCAGUUUGGUGCGAUCUGUCUUGUCCCGAGGCCCGUCACAUACCCCACGAGGCUCCGCACAUACCCCAGAGUCGCUGUUUGAGGAAGAUGACUUGCUCUAUGGGCCCGUGAGCAAGCAGAAGCCCCCAGAGCAAGAAAAAGAAGACAGAGUUCUGCGCAACUGGUUUCCCAUCUUCAAUCCUGUGAAGAGGGCUGCCCCGAAUGAGAGUGAUCCUUCCGUUCCUUUGAAAAUCCCUUUGCAAAAAGGUGUGAUCCCCAGCGUGACCCGGGUCCUCCAGGAGACCAUGACAAAACAACAGAUUUUCUACCUGGAGAGGUGGAAACAGCGGAUGAUUCUGGAACUGGGAGAAGACGGCUUUAAAGAAUACACUUCAAACAUCUUUUUACAAGGGCAACAGUUCCAUGAAGACUUGGAAAGCAUACUUUCACCCCAGGGGAACUUACAAGAGAGAGAUGAAAACCUCCUCAAAUCUGGUUACGUCAAAAGUGUCCAGCAUAUUCUGAAAGAUAUCCAUGGAGUACGAGCUCUUGAAAGUGCUGUUCAGCAUGAAACCUUGCAGUAUGCAGGCUUGCUGGACUGUGUGGCUGAGUACCAGGGCCAGCUGUGUGUGAUUGACUGGAAGACAUCAGAGAAACCAAAGCCUUUUAUCCAAAAUACAUUUGACAACCCUCUGCAAGUUGUGGCAUAUGUGGGUGCCAUGAACCAUGAUGCCAACUACAGCUUCCAGGUUCAGUGUGGCUUGAUUGUGGUAGCCUACAAGGAUGGGUCACCUGCCCACUCGCAUUUCAUGAAUGGAGAGCUCUGUUCCCAGUACUGGACCAAGUGGCUUCUUCGACUAGAAGAAUAUACAGAAAAGAAAAAGAAACAGAAUAUUCAGAAACCAGAUUAGGGAGCAGGACGCCAUGUGGAAACACUCAGCACUCUUUUACAGUUUGGAGAAACACAUUGCUGUUUACUACGAUCUAAAAAUGGAGG